Messenger RNA from Micropterus salmoides (largemouth bass), 2483 nucleotides. It is a transcript of the gene rell1, whose product is annotated as RELT like 1. The coding region runs from base 196 to 969 and encodes 257 amino acids. The record is from RefSeq and is a predicted model, not a curated record. The transcript is spliced from 8 exons. Gene Ontology annotation, biological process: positive regulation of p38MAPK cascade. Lineage: Eukaryota; Metazoa; Chordata; Actinopteri; Centrarchiformes; Centrarchidae. Gene Ontology annotation, cellular component: plasma membrane.
UCCUGUGUACUGCUCUCUCGGUUGGAGUGGGGACAGCCAUUGAGAGCCAGGGCGUGUCACCUGUUUGGGAAUUAGGAAAUACGUUGGUGUGUUUGUAGAAAGUCCCUCCUUCAGGUUGACCCCGGGUGGUUUGUGAUGACCACAGCGUUCAACGGCCGACACAUCGCCACCAGCUAGCUGCGGUCCUGUCUAUCGAUGGCUGGCUCACCCGUCGACUCGGUGAAUCAGACUGCUGAAGCUGGAGCUGAAGCUGGAGCUGAAACUGGAGCAGUGGGGUCUGACCCAAACUACAUUGCUUUUGUUCUGGUGCCGGUUUUCUUCGUUCUGGGCCUGUUGGGGGUGGUGAUCUGCCACGUGCUGAAGAGGAAGGGCUACCGGUGCACCACUGAGACCCAGGAUGGCGAGGAGGAGGAGUGCCAGGAAGAAAAGGAUUCUGAGCUGGGCGGAGACAUGAAUGACACCUUUAGUGAAAACAACGACACCGUCGGGCAGAUUAUCCACUACAUCAUGAAAAAUGAAGCAAACUCAGAUGCCCUGAAAGCCAUGGUUCAUGAAACUAGCAUUGAUUCAGACGGUCCUCCACUCACCCCCACCUCGCCCGACACGCCUCCUCCCAUAUCACCGGGUGCACCCCCAGCAGCCGCCAAGCACACCUGCAACCACCUGCACACCAUCGGCGGCCUCAGCGGCCACAAGAACAACUGCACCCGCUGCAGCCAGAAGAAAUGGCCGCUAAUAAGGAGGCCGUCGGCACGUAAGGCAGAGCAGCGCCGCAGCAACCUCGGAGAGGUCACGGUCCUGGCUGUGGGCAGGUUCCGGGUGACGAAGUGUGAAAAACCUCCCAGGGAGAGGCGGACCCUGCUAAUACCAGACUCCAAUGGGAGUGUUCCUACAUCUCCCGCGGAGCCCAAGAGCCGGACGACGUCUGAGUCCCAGCAGAUGGACAACUUGGACAAAGAGAAACGCUAGAAAUCCAGAUCACCAAAGAGAGGAGGAAAACGACAUCUGGACAUCUAUUUUAAACCCCAAACAAGAACAUUAAACCAUCAGCAGUGGAGGAGCGAAGCAAGCAAGAGACUCAACCUGGGGCGUCGUCCCUCCACAUUCCUGCUCCGCAGGGAGAUAAAAGUGCUGCUGAUGAUGAGGACGCAGGAGGCGAGAGCAACAUUUAGAGUCACACUAGUCAGUUAUUUUACAAGCAGAAGAGGGGUAAGGUGUGUGUGCUUGUGAUACACUCCGUGUCCUUUUAAAAUAGAUUUAUGACAGUGCCUUGCUCAAGGAGCAUUAAAGGAGGGGAGCUGCUUAACGUCAAGAAAGCCUGUCUCGCGGAUGUGUUCCACGGUGUAUGUACAUAUAUGACGUAUAGAAGAGUUUUUACAUGUUGUCACCCAGUUAAUCGAUAAAGCUACACCCCAGAAACAGGUACAGCCAGUGUGACACGGAGCCAGCAAGUAGACCGGACCAUCGGCAGGUCAGCACUAAACGUAUCCUGUGCCGGCGGGAACAUGAUGUCGGUGUGUGCCUCGUCGUCAGGAUGAUCGUAACAGGUCAACGUGUCGGCUUUUCAAACUGAUAAAAGCAGCAUUCGGGGCCAAACAACAAAUUAGCUCUAAUUUUCAGAUACAGGCUGUUUUCUCUUAAAGUGACCAUAACCUGAAACCGUGAACCUGCAUCCUGUGACACGUCGGUCUGUGCCAAGCCAAAUUUACCUUUUAUAAUUACCCCACGUGUCAUUACUAAAUCUUUAAACCUGCAUUAAUUGUUUUUCUUUUGUCCGUCUGUGUGGCUGUAAACACAACAUGACAUAUUAUUAAAAUGUUGUUUUGGCAACCGUGUUGGCAAACAGUUGCCUCUUCACACAUCGAGCAGACAUUCACCAGCGGUCACGUGGAGUGUCCAAGUUUCCGUCUGCCUGAUGAAGUCCGACGUUCACUCUUCUGUUAGCUCUGCUUUGGUCUCCACCAAGCCAUAUUGUCCCAGAGACUACACAUUUAAAACAGAAAGCCUUUCUUACAACUUGGAGUUACAGAGUUUGAAAGACGCAGGUGUUUUACCAGGCAGAGAGUGUCUCAUGAAACGAUGCAUUCAUUGCAUUAUGGGAAAUGUAGUAUCCAGUAUUUGUUUAUUUUUUGCUGGGCCCAUACUAGAGACUAAAGGUCAAUAUAUCACUCUUUUAAAAAUAAUCUCUUAUGCGAGGCCUGCAACGUUAUAAAAGUACAAAACGAAAUCCCCGGUGUAGCCCUUUAAAGACCCCUGCGAGCUUAAGACAUGAUCAUACAAAUGAUCCCAGAUCUUUGUGAUCAAAACGUGUUCUUUUAAACAUGUGUUUGUUGAUUUGUCAAUGUCAUUUCAUCGUGCCCAAUUUUUUUUUUAUUAAAACAUACCUUUUGUUAUUCAUAUGUUGGAACCAUUCGCUGGGUUUUUAUUGUUGUAUUGUAAUGAAAUAAAUAAAUAUAGCAAAUAAAGAUGACUAAUACAUAUCC